AUGGGCAAAAGAACCACCAAUGCAAAUCAGUAGUGCUAUGAAGAAGAAUAGGUUGGAGGAGAUCAUGAGACCCCUGCAUAAAGAACUAAAACCAAGGGCUGGCUUCACAUCCACAGGCAGGAGUUCCUUCAUCAAGAUAAUACCGAUGGAGACAGUAAAGCAUGCAAAAUGUGCCAUCUGUUUAGAAAGAAUCCAAGACAUGACCUAUUUAAACCCCUGCAAACACAGGUUCUGCUUUGACUGUGUACAGACAUGGUCCAAAAAGAAAGCAGUGUGUCCACUGUGUAAGCAGCACUUCCACUCGUUCUACCACGCUGUACGUGGAAAGGGGGCAUCUUAUGGAUAUGUUCUGCCCUUGAAAGACCGUCCCUUUUCUCAUUCCAAAAGCAAGGAAGGUCACACAUCAGCUUCCUCUCAAAGGGUGUCUUCGCCUCCUGACAAUGGCAUCGUGCAGGAUGAUAUUACAGGAAAGCUAACUCAAAGGGAAAAUGAGAUUUAUCAGCUCAUGAGGCAGUUUACAGCAACAAAGAGACCUGCGAAGGCUAUAAGCCUCGGGAAAUUUAAAGCCCAAGCAGUUCUUCAUUUCAGGAGAGCUCUAUACCUUGGUGGGAUCCUGGUUCAAAAUACUCAGAAUCCAAAUGUCAACCGAAUUGCUUCGGCUGAAUAUUUUGCCCAAAACCCCAGCUGCUUUGACAGAUUAAUCCCAUGGUUGAGACGAGAAUUAAAAGUUCUCUGUGGUAAUCAGAGGCCCCUGGUUCAUACUUUACAGGGCUUCAUCCUGAAAAACAUGGCUCAGCAUGAUCUGCAGAGCAAGGAGUUUGAAGCCUUGUUGCAGCCUCACUUGCGCCACUUCACAACCCACUUCUUGCAUGAGUUCAUCAGUUUCGCACAGUCACCGUUUAGCAUGAAGAAGUACGAUUGGCAUGCUUCUUAUGAAUGCCCUCCUCUAAGGAGGGAAGAGUCUGAUGCUUUAUUCCCUUCUGCAUCAUCAGACGAUGAGUGUCCUCGACCACCUUCUAAUGAUCAGAGAGCCAAAGGUAAUAGUAAUCCAGAUGACAGAAAACAGGAACCCUUGCAGUCCAGUUCAGAGAGAGAUCUUACCACUUUAUUUACUGCAGCUGAUGGUCCGAAUCAUUCUAAGAGCGAAGGAAAUAACGCGGAAGACGUGUCUGAGAGUGAUCCUGAGCAGGAGGUCCACACAGCAGAUGUUUUCACAAAGAACAAACUGAAGGUGUUGCAACGAACUAAAAAAGCACACCCCGCAGGGUUGUUCUGUCACACCCAGAUGCUUCAAUAUGUGAAGGAAAAUGAAGACACUGGAGAAUCGCAUCCUGUUCGGAGUCACCACUCAAAAGAUCUUGAAGCCUACAGCGUCUCAAAUAUAUUAGCAUCUGGAGAUUAUGUGGCACUUAAUUGUAACCACAGCAAUGUUGCUGAAUUCGACACUAUCCAAACUGCCACAAGUCAAGAACCGACCAAAUGGCAAUGUCUUGAUUUUCCUACAAAUCAUUUCAGAAGGUCUUCAGAGAGGAUGAUAACAUCUUCUGCUGGCAGAAAGACUGUGUUUGAAAUAGAUGGAACAAGAGUUACCAAAUGCAGUUUUGAGGAAGGCUACACUGCCCCCAAAGAAAGAUCUGGCAAAAAGAGUAGAAGGCGACAUUCACAAGAAGGGAGGGGAUAUGGAAACUCCUCAAGAGAGGGAAGAGUUAGAAGAGAGCAAAGGAAAGCAAAAUCAAGCGAUGGGAGCUUGUUCUGCAAGACAACUCUGUCCUUACGAAGUGAGAACAUUGUAGCCAGAGAUAUAAACAAGGGAAAGACUCGGAAAGCUCAUCAUUUCAGAAAGCUACGAAGCAAAGAUUAUGAAUGUGCUAGAGACAGAGUAUACAGUGAACCCAAUUGGAACAGUCUCUACUACAAACAAGACUGCGAGAGGUACAGGUAUGAAGAACCCUUGGGCAGAAUGGGUGAGACAACCAGAGUUUCCAGUCCGAAAACAUUGGUUAGCAUCAGAGAGAGACCUUUUUUCUCUCCAGAAAGCAAACUCCUGCUUGACCAAGGAAGUGUUUCUAAAGGCCAGGAUCACUGUUCAGAGAGACACAGAAGUGUGAGGAGAUCUAAAGAUAAGUUUGCUAUAGCAGGGCAAGAAAGGGGGCCUUAUGACAAACCAGGUGGCAAAAGAAGACAUAAAUCAUAUGUGGAGUCCAAGCAUUCAGGGGCAGGACAAAGAUACUUUCAUGAUGGUAUGAACAGCUGAUGGUGACAGUGUUGCUACCAAGCUCAGUGCAGUACAAAUUCCAGAAUGAAAGCGAUGAUGUGAAAUCCACAGAGAUAAUGACUGUACAGUAAGGACAAGCAAAAUAAUAUCCUCAGAAGGAGAGAGAGCAAAUAAUAUCCUCAGAAGGAGAGAGAGCACCAGGAGAAGGACAAAGUGCAACAUGCAAAUGAUGCAUACUUCUUUUUUUUCAACCUGUUCUUAAGUCUUUAGAAUAAAAUGUAAAUCUUCUCCAUAUAGUUUAGUUUCUGUUGUAACCACUUCCUGGGGUUUGGAGAGCAAGGCAUAAAUUGUAAACAU
Molecule: messenger RNA, 2572 nt
Organism: Pogona vitticeps (central bearded dragon)
Lineage: Eukaryota; Metazoa; Chordata; Lepidosauria; Squamata; Agamidae
Source: RefSeq, a predicted model, not a curated record